This is a messenger RNA of Salmo salar (Atlantic salmon), 983 nucleotides long. The record is from RefSeq and is a predicted model, not a curated record. NCBI's taxonomy places the organism in Eukaryota, Metazoa, Chordata, Actinopteri, Salmoniformes, Salmonidae.
AAGAGGGACGGUACAGCGAUUUGUAAACAUGGCUGUUGAGGGGACCAGCGUGGCCCUACCGCAGUUUCUUAAGAAAAUAGAACUGAUAAAACAGGGUGCAGAAGCUCGUGUAUAUCGAGGGUCGUUUUUGGGCAAGCCAACCAUUGUAAAAGAAAGGUUUCCGAAAUUGUAUAGACACCCGUUGUUGGAUGAAAAACUCACACAUCGCAGAACCGUGCAAGAGGUGCGCUCAAUACUUCGCUGUCGAAAAGCUGGAAUAUCUGCACCAGUCGUCUACUUUGUAGACUACACCUCCCACUGCAUCUUCCUUGAAGACAUCGUCGGCUCCAUCACCGUACGAGACCACAUCGCCUCCACACAGCUGUCCUCUGCCCAGAAAAGCCCAGAGGAACACCUGGACCAGCUCGCUCAGAAGAUGGGUCAGAUUCUAGCCAAAAUGCACGAUGAGGACGUUGUCCAUGGAGACUUGACCACUUCCAACAUGCUGUUGAAGGCGGGCGCUGAGAGCGGAGAGACGGAGCUGGUCCUCAUUGACUUUGGCCUGAGCUACAUAUCGGCGCUGCCUGAGGACAAGGGAGUGGACAUGUACGUGCUGGAGAAAGCUUUCCUCAGCACCCACCCCAACACUGAGGCUCUGUUCGAGAAGCUGCUGAAGGCCUACGCAGCCUCGUCCAAGAAGUCCCACGCUGUCAUCAAAAAGCUUGACGAAGUUCGGCUGAGAGGGAGAAAGAGGUCGAUGGUCGGCUGAGAGGGAGAAAGAGGUCGAUGGUCGGCUGAGAGUGAGAAAGAGGUCGAUGGUAGGUUAAAGGGAACCUACGAGAUAAUCUGUGCAAAUGCAUUUAUAAUGACAUGCCCUGUUUGGCACUGAUUUGUUAAGUUCUAUUUGAUAUUUGUAUGGGAGCAUAUAGGCAUAGAGACUGUCAGUGCCACAAUGUUAUGUUACUAGAAAUAUUAGUUUUUGAAAUAAAAGACUGCUCGCUUUA